UUAUUACACUGCGUACGCGACCAUAUUGACCUUUAUUUUUUUCUUUUUGCUCUGAUCAUUUUUUACAUUCCUUGCGCGUGCGCGUAAUCCCACAGAUUAACUCUGCUGGUUUCGACACACUUUGAUUUUCAGCUGCAGAAUUGAGAAUACAUUUGCACGUCCUUGUCACUGUGCUGAGGGUGGCUACACGCGCAAAGCAUGAAAGAGCGCUGAUUUUUAAAAGUGUAGAAAAACUGAAAUGCAGUUGAUGUAAGAGAUUUGCUGUACCUGCAGUGCUUUCUCUCGACGCACUUGGUGGCUGCAGCCUUCCCCUCGGUGCUGGGAGUGUUGAAUGUGUCUGACAGCGGCUUGUCAGAGUGGCAGAGAGCAGAGUGUGGAUCAACUCCUCCUCCACUGACCCUGACUCAGUGUGACCGCCGACUGUGACUGUCCGGUACUCCCGGUUCUCGUCCUGCUUCCACCAUGAGCGACUCCUUCAUCGUCGCCAUCGACUUCGGCACCUCGUACAGCGGGUUCGCCUUCAGCAUGACGUCCCGAGAGGAGGACAUCGACCCCUACCUUCCCCCCUGGGGGGAAGAGGUCGGCUUGGAGACCCCCAAAACCCCCACCUGCAUCCUGUUUGAUGAGCACCAGCAGUUUGUCAGCUUUGGUUAUGAAGCCAAAGUGUCGUACGUCAAAAUGCGCGGAGACGACGCGCGAAAAAAGUUCUUCUUUGAAUGCUUCAAGAUGUCUCUCUAUGGAAAAAAACUCAGCAGUGAUCUGACCAUCAGAGCCGCCAAUGGGAAGUGUAUGAAGGCCCUGAAGGUGUUCACCGAGGCUCUGAGAUACCUGAAGGACAGCGCCCUGAAAACCAUCAACAACACGUCUGGGAGGAAGUUCAUUGCCUCCGACUUCAACUGGGUGCUGACUGUACCUGCCAUCUGGGAUCCUUCAGCAAAGCAGUUCAUGAGGAAAGCUGCCACUCAGGCUGGUAUUGUGACCAAAGGAAACGAGUCCAAGCUGAUAAUAGCACUGGAACCAGAGGCAGCCUCCAUCUGGUGCAAGAAGCUCCCAGCUGACGGUUUCACUGCACGGAGCCAAGGAGACAACACACUGGAGCAGUCUCCAGGGACACAAUACAUUGUCGUGGACUGUGGAGGUGGAACUGUGGACAUCACUGUCCAUGAGGUCCUGGAUGGAGGAGACUUGAAGGAGCUGCACAAAGCCUCGGGGAACAACAUGGGCGGACAAACUGUGGACCAGAAAUUCAAAGAACUGCUGAAAACAAUCUUCUGUGAUGGUGUGUGGGAAGAAUAUGAAAGGCAGUACCCCAGUGAGGUUCAGAAAAUGAUGUACGACUUCACUCUGUUCAAAAAGAAAGACCAGGAGGUGGAGAUCAGCUGUCCUUAUAAUCUGGGAAAAUUAGCUCAGGAAGUGAAGGAUGUGGAAGCCUUCUUUCAAACGGUGAGCGGUGCUUCCUGGAAUGAGGGCUCCAUCCAAAUCUCUCGAGAGAAACUGAGGUCUUUCUUUAAAGAGAGUCUGAAUGGCAUCACUGCCAGUGUGAGAGAAAUGUUGAGGAAAGACCUCAACAUCGAGUAUCUUCUGUUAGUCGGGGGCUACGCCGAGAGUCAGAUUCUGCAGCAGCACAUCAUCAGUCAGUUCUCCGGUCAGUGUAAAGUUCUGUGUCCUUUCAGAGCCCAAGAGGCCAUCGUGAAGGGAGCAGUGCUGUUUGGGAGAACCCCGGAGGUGGUGGCAUCUCGCCAGAGUGCUUUCACUUACGGGCUUGCUGUAGGUAACCGGUUCGAUGCGUCCAAGCACAGAGCAGACAAGAAAUAUACAAACAAAGAUGGUGAGUGGUGUCAUGAUAUCUUCAUGAAGCUGGUGGCCAUUAACGAGAACGUGGCCUGGGACGACACCAGAGAACAUACCUUAACUCCAUCUGGGUCUGAUCACUCAACGAUUGACUUUGCGUUUUACUGCACAGAGAAAGAAAGUCCGUUCUACGUGGACGAGGAUGGGGUGGAGAAAAUAGGUUCAUUCGUGGUUAGCUCGCCCGACACAAGACUCGGCAUGAAACGUGAAAUCAAACUGAAGCUCAAGUUUGGCUUCACAGAAGUGCUGGCCACAGCCACAGAUGUAGAAUCGGGUUCGACAGAAUCAGUCGAGCUUGAUUUCAUGAGGAAGUUGUGAAGUUAUCAAACUGUAGAAAAGUGCAUCAAUCCAUCAAUUCACCAGCACGAAGCUACAGAGGUCAGUCAGAGGUCCACUUAUUCAGAGUGUGGACAGAGUCAGUGACUGGGUUAAAAUCUGUUUAAGAGUCUGUCAGCUGGUUUCUCAAAAGUCGGUGAAAUAUAAGAUGAAGCUAGUCUAUAAAUGUUGGAGUAAUAAAAAUGAAUCUUGCGCAGGUAAUCUCUUUGGUGUUGGUGGUUGCCCUCAGUAAAUCCUCCAUAACGGAGAAUUAUGACUGCUGUGGAGAGAUUAUUUUUGUUAAACUGAGCCAAUGUCUUCUUCAAAAUCAUCUCCCAACAUCAGUGAUUCCCAAGCCUUUUCUUGAGAGACCCAUAUUUUCACCAUUGCACCAACCGUCGUAAGUAAAAAGCUAAAUCUGAAAUCCAUUGUCUUUGUUGAACCCCUUUACAAUCUGUUCCUUUUGUCUGACAUCGAUUAAAAUAGUCUGAGACUUGUCCUAGUUUUCAGUUCAGUCAUGUCCUUUCUUGAAGGGAGCCGAGAGCUGUUCCAGGUCUUAGUCAAGAUUUACAUUAAACCUGGUUUAACUUCAGAUUAAAGCCUGUUUGCUUCACACUGUAUGGUGAAAAUGGAUUACAACAAGAGAAGAGAUGGAGAUGGUGCAUUGCUUCAUAAAUUUUGAUUUGAAGAGUUGAGGCCAUGGCCGUAAUUUAAAUCAGAGUGCAAAAGACGAUAUUAUUUAGCUUAUGUCACCUACUGGGAACAAUAAUAGAUCCACUAAAAGAAGUGAAUGUUGGAGUGUUUUCCUACUUGAACUGUCCAGACGACCAUCAUCUGGGAUGCCUUCCAGCUGUUGCUGGCUUUCAGUCAUCCCACAUUACAAGUGUCCAAGGUCAUCCAUCUCUUGUCAAACUGUUGGUCCCCCACCUGUCUUGAACCCGUCCCUACGAGCAAUGGUUGUUGUUUUCUCCAACUGCACUUUCAUGUUUUUCCACAGGACCUAGAAAAGCCACCGUAACAAUGUGUGUGGCUCACAUGAGAAGACACAUAUUUCAUGUCAUUUGUUUCUUUAAUAUUGGUGUGGGAGUCCCCCUGUCUGGUGGGGUUGGGGGUGGGGCCAGGGUGCCGGCACCUCAACAGUCCUGGUCUACGACUGUGGACAGCCCCAAUGGUUUGUCUUUAGUGCCAUGCCAUGUCUCCCUGUUCUCAGUGUUUUGUGUGUGUGUGUGUGUGUGUGUGUGUGUGUGUGUGUGUGUGUGUGUGUGUGUUUCACUGUAUUAUGUGUUUUUAUUGUGAUAUACAUUGAUGAUCGGGGAUGGGCUUCCCUUUUUUUUGUUCUCUGGUUUAAAUGCUAUGAAACACAUCGUGUUGUUGUUUUUUUGUUUUUUUUGUACAUGAAAAGUGCUGUACAAAUAAAGUUUGAUUGAUUGUU
Messenger RNA from Salarias fasciatus (jewelled blenny), 3598 nucleotides. RefSeq names its product heat shock 70 kDa protein 12A-like. The transcript is spliced from 5 exons. The coding region runs from base 463 to 2169 and encodes 568 amino acids. The record is from RefSeq and is a predicted model, not a curated record. Lineage: Eukaryota; Metazoa; Chordata; Actinopteri; Blenniiformes; Blenniidae. Gene Ontology annotation, molecular function: ATP-dependent protein folding chaperone; ATP binding.